UCGUGUUUAUGACGCGUCAGCUGAGCGCGCGCGUCACGCAGCGCCGUGACUCGAGCGGAAAAGGCGCUUUGAGGAGCAGAGUUUGUGUUUGUGAGUUUGUGUUUGGUUUGGAUGGAGACGGAACGGUUGUUGGCCGCGGGGGCAGUGAACGCGGAGCCCGGAGACUACGGCUCCUGGUCGGACUCGGAGCGCGGAGGGAGCCGGGGCAGGAGCCGGGGCGGGAGCCGGCGGCUCUCGUAUUCUGCCGCCGCGGACUCGUGCAGCUUUGAGGGCAGCUCAGGAGAGGACCUGUACGUGCAGCAGGCCGUCGUGUUCAUUGAAGACGCCGUCCAGUAUCGGUCCAUAAACCAUCGCGUGGACGUCGGCUCGCUGCGUCUGUACAGAUGUUACUACUCCACGAUCUGCCAGUGGGGUCUCGGCCUGACGAUCGGUGUGGUCUUGUUGUUGGCGUUUGUGGAGCGUCCCUCGUCCCUCUCGCUGUCCUCAGACCCGCGGCACCGCCUCGCGCCCUGGGACCCCCCUUGUGGUUUGACCGAGGGCAUCGAGAUGGUCUGUCUGCUGAUCUUCAGCCUGGACCUCGCCACCAAGAGUUACCUGAUUGGCUGGGACGAGUUCAGGAAGAGCAAAUGGCUGCUCGGUUACACUGUGGUCAUCACCGUGUCCAUGAUCGACUGGGUCCUGUCCGUGAGCAUGGUCUGUGACGAGAGGCUCAGAGUCCGGCGUCUCUUUCGUCCGUUUUUCCUUCUGCAAAACUCGUCUCUGAUGAAGAAAACUCUCAAAUGUAUCAAACGGACACUGCCGGAAAUCGCCAGUGUGAUUCUGCUGCUGGCUCUCCACCUCUGUCUCUUCACUAUGUUGGGGAUGCUGCUGUUCGUCAAAACUGAGGAUCCGUCCAAAAACAGAGAGUGGGAGUCUCACUUCAGAGGACUCCCAAACUCUCUGACGUCUUUACUGGUUCUACUGACGACCGCCAACAACCCCGAUGUCAUGAUCCCGGCGUACUCUAUGAACAGAGCAUACUUCAUCUUCUUCAUGCUCUUCAGCGUCAUCGGGACGUACUGUCUGAUGAAUCUUCUGACCGCCAUCAUCUAUAACCAGUUCAGAGGAUAUUUACUGAUGUCUGUUCAGACGUCCAUCAUCAGGAGGAGGCUCGGGAUCAGAGCGGCCUUUGAGGUUCUGAACUGCAGACGAGAGCAGCCCAACGGAGAUGAACCUUCCUGUGUUCAAGCGGCUGCAGUGCUCAGAGUGAUGUCUAAAGUCAAACUGACGGAAUACUACAAACACAACAUCAUAAAGGAGGCUCGACGUCAUGAAUUCUUAGACCGAGAACAGUUCACGAGGAUUUUUGAUGAACUGGACAAAGACCAAAUCAAAGAGCAUCCUCCGUUGCCUGAGUACCACUCCCCCGUGUUCCAGACGCUACAGCGAGCGUUUAGCCACUACGCGCUCACUGUCAUUGGAAACGCAGUGGCUCUGGCCAACGUCAUCUGCAUCUGUACUAUUUUGGUGCUAAACUCUGAGAAAUCCACAACUGAGAGAGAUAACUUCUACAUGGAGAUCAUCAACCUGCUCUUCAUCCUGUAUUAUCUGUGUGAAAUGAGCGCCAAACUCUUCGCCUUUGGAUGGAAAGGAUAUUUCUCCUACAGAAAUAAUGUGUUUGACGGACUCCUCACCGUCCUGCUGCUGUGUUUGCAGAUCUCCAUGUUUGUGUUCUACAAGGCUCCAUUUUCCCGCUGGGAUCCAGAGAGGCACGAUGUCAUCUCUCUUUGGGAGUUGGUCAGAAUGAUCAAUAUGCUCAUCGUCUUUCGCCUCUUAAGGAUCAUCCCAGAUAUAAAACUCAUGGCCCUGGUCGCCAGCACGCUCAUGGAUCUGGUCAAAAACCUCAGAGCGUUUGCAGGGAUUCUGGUGGUGGUGUACUACGUUUUCGCUGUGAUUGGGAUCUGGCUCUUUGAAGGAGCCAUCAAACCUCCUCCGCACCCUGAAAUUCUUUCUAACUCAACGAUGGAGAACAUCACCACGAACUUCAGUGUGAUCUGUGGGACGUACGAACAGCUCGAGUACUGGCCCAACAACUUUGACGACUUUGCUGCCGCCAUCAUUCUUCUGUACGACGUCAUGAUCGUCAACAACUGGCAGGCGUUUAUAGAAGCGUACAGCCGAUACACAACAGAGUGGUCAAAGAUCUACUUCGUGGGCUGGUGGCUCGUAUCUUCUGUCAUGUGGGUUAAUCUGUUUGUGGCUCUGAUUCUCGAGAACUUUAUUUAUAAAUGGGACCGCAGUCACAGCUGUUCUGUCAUCGACGUGGAGAGGAUCAGAUAUGAGACGUCUGUUCAGCUCAUGUUCAAAGGGCAGAUCCAGGAGCCCACAGAGGAGGAGCUUCUGUGUCAGCUUCACCAACACCCUCACCUCCAUUUGGACCAAGAACCAAACCAGAGUCUACUGGCCCAACCACGACCCUGAUUAAAAGCUCCAUAUGUGAGCUUUACGUUCUAUGAUAGACCAAGAACCUGGAGUUUUAAUCAGUACAGAGCCGUUUCUGUGCUUCUUUAGUUCUUUAGUUAUCUCAUUUACUUUGUCAGUAGAAGCUCCACACCAGCACAGCUCUGUCGUGUUGGUGUGAAGCUUCAUAAAGUCUGGUUUAUGUUUCUGAUGAGAAACAGCCUCAUAACGCCAGAAACGUAUUGAUACUAUGCAAUGACAUCGCGCUGGGGGUGUUCUACAUGUGUGUCUAUGGUGGAAUGUUCAGCAGUUUCCAUGGAGACACAAUGCACACAUUAACAAAAAAGUUUUAAGUCUGUGAUCAGUCCGAGCAUUCACGGUCCUGUUUAGGAGUUUGAUUUUACACAAAAAUGUGACUGACUGUUGGCUAAUGCUAAUGCUAAUGCUAAUGCUAAUGCUAGCUAGCGUGUGACUGUAAUGUUAUUUGAGAGGGACUUGUUUAACAGCACAAAUCAUCUCAUCUGAUGUAGUUCCAACCUCUUUCUGGUCAGAUUGUGUUAAAAUAAGGAUCAGAUUUAAGUCCCCCCAGUGCCCCCAGUUAGCAUCACACCCCCAGAACGACAGGAGCUGCAGAGUGUCAAUCGGCAGAGCCUUACUUUUUUUUAUUUUAUUUAUAUUUUUUAAUGGAAUGUAUGAAAAAUUCUGCCUUUAAAAUAGAGUCACUGUAAAUACUGUUUUCAUCAAGAGUCACAAUCUGUUCAAGCCGAUGAGGCCGGGCC
Molecule: messenger RNA, 3218 nt
Organism: Periophthalmus magnuspinnatus
Lineage: Eukaryota; Metazoa; Chordata; Actinopteri; Gobiiformes; Gobiidae
Gene: tpcn2
Product: two pore segment channel 2
Exons: 25
Coding region: 112-2460 (782 amino acids)
Biological process (GO): monoatomic ion transport; transmembrane transport
Cellular component (GO): lysosomal membrane
Molecular function (GO): monoatomic ion channel activity; voltage-gated channel activity
Source: RefSeq, a predicted model, not a curated record